AUGAAGAAGUCAAACAACAAUAUCGUUUUAUUGAUAUUGGACGGAUUGGAUGAGUUACCAUCCAGUAAAUUGUCGAUUUUUUUUAAAAUUAAUUGAAGGAAGAGUAGUCCCCAGAUGCCACAUAGUUGCAACAGCAAGACACAAAGCUGGAAAAGAAGUGAGAAAAUGCUGUGACACGCUGCUUCAGAUCGAAGGAUUCACUCAAAAGCAUGUGAAAGGAUUUGUCACCAAGUACUUUAAAGAAAGGCACGAUUUAGCUCAACUGCACUUGGAUAUGGUUGAAUGUGUCUUGAGAAGAUAUAGAAAAAUAAGGGACUAUCAGAAACGGAAGAAGACCUGA
Pocillopora meandrina is the source of this 340-nucleotide messenger RNA. Lineage: Eukaryota; Metazoa; Cnidaria; Anthozoa; Scleractinia; Pocilloporidae. The record is from the annotation of a GenBank genome assembly.